Molecule: messenger RNA, 1134 nt
Organism: Trypanosoma conorhini
Lineage: Eukaryota; Euglenozoa; Kinetoplastea; Trypanosomatida; Trypanosomatidae
Exons: 1
Coding region: 1-1134 (377 amino acids)
Biological process (GO): magnesium ion homeostasis
Cellular component (GO): intracellular membrane-bounded organelle
Source: RefSeq, a predicted model, not a curated record
AUGAGUAUACAGACCUUGACGCAAAAUGAGGUAAUCGCCUACUCGCUUGGUAUUGUGGGGCUAGUGAUCUUCACGGGCAUCACCGCAGGUAUUCAGGUGGCUUUGUUUUCUAUGGAUCGCAUGUUCCUUCGCAUUCUGACAACAACGGGCUCACUACAGGAACAGCGGCGGGCGAAGCGCCUACUGGAACUCCUGCAGCUCGAGCACUGGACGCUGGUGGCUUUGCUCCUGUCUAAUGCCUCGGCAAUGACGGGCGUGCCAAUUUUACUUGAGCGGAUUUUUGACCAGCUGACAGCGCUUCUUCUAUCCAUUACGGCUGUGCUCUUUAUUAGUGACAUUAUCCCUCUCUCUAUUUUCGUUCGCUGGUCAUUUCCGAUGUGUUCCUUCUUCGUCCCACUCGUCUGGCUGUUGGUGGUUCUCACCGCCCCGGUAAGUUACCCGGCGGGAAAGCUCCUGGAUUACAUCUUGGGGCACAAGGACUACCUCCUCGGACGCGACGAGCUGGAGGCUUUGCUUUUGGCCCAGCAGGGGGAAACGGCGUUUCUUCGAGAGUCGGAGGUCAACAUGCUCACAGGGGCCCUGCGGCUGUCAAGCCACAGAGUGCAGGAUUUCGUCGUGACGGCGUGUGACGAGGCGUUUAUGCUCUCGUCGCGGACGCGGCUGGACAAAAAGACGGUGGAGAGGAUUGUUGUCGCCGGCUACAGCCGCAUUCCUGUGUACCUGAACGACAACCGGCGGCACAUUCUCGGCGCCCUCAUUGUGCAGUCGCUCGUCAAGUUGUGCUUCACCAACCCGCAGAACCCGCCGCGAGCGGGGGAGUACCCCCUUUUGGAGAUCCUCCGCCUGCCGGCGAGCGCCACGCUGUACAACACCUACCUUGCCUUUCAUAAAAAUUCAUCCAACAUGGCCGUGGUGUACGACGAGGGCGGGGUGAUGGUUGGGCUAUGGACCCUCACCGACCUCCUCAACACUCUCUACAAACCCGGCCCGACGGCCCACGGAGACAACACGCGUCGGCAGGAGCUUAUGGUCGACCUGCUGGAAAGCAUGAGGGCUAUGAGUGCCACAAGGCGCAAGACGCAGACACUUGUGGAUGAGGAUAGGGUUGAAUCCGGAGGAAUUUCCCCGAGGUGA